AUGGCAAAACCACCACAGACAAAUGGCAUCUCUCCUACUGGUGACGGUAGUGGUUCCAGCAUUGGUAGUUCAGCCUUGGAAGACCUCUGGAAGAUCUUGACGAAGAAGGAGGAGGAGGAGGAGGAGUUCAGGGCGAGGGAGGAGAAGGAAGAGGAGGAGGAGGAGGAGGAGGAGGAGGAGGUGGAGGACUUUGCCAAGAGCAAUUUUUCCAAACUUCGUGAAGAACAAGAAGCCUGGAGCAGUCCAGCGGCCGCUGCCCACAUACCCAUUCCCAACCUUCCAAACCCCUCCCCUGACUUCCAGACCCCUCCCUCUCCCCUUCCAGACUUCUCCCUCUCCCCUUCCAGAAAUCUCCCCUGCCUUCCAGACCCCUCCCUCCCUGCCUUCCAGACUCUUCUUCUACCUUCCAGACCUCUCCCCUGCCUUACAGACCCCUCCCCUGCUUCCAGACCCCUCCCUCUUCCCUUCCAGACUUCUCCCUCUUCCCUUCCAGAAACCACUCCUGCCUUCCAGACCCUUCCUCCUACCUUCCAUACCCCUCCCUCUUCCCUCCCAAACCCGUCCCUAUUCCCUUCCAGAAACCUCCCCUGCCCUCCAGACCCAUCCCUUAUAGUUCCAGACUCCUCCUCCUCCUCAUCCUCCUCCUCCUCCUCCUCCUCCUCCUCCUCCUCCCCUCUCACACACCCUCCCUCUUCUCCCUCCCUUCCAGGCCGUUCAACCUCCAUCCAAGAUUCCUCCCCCUCACUUCCAGACUCCCCCCCCAAACCAACCCCCCUCGAAAGGACUUCCCCUCGCAGGGAUCUCUCGCCGUUUUCCAGAGGGGAUGAUGAUGUGUCGUCUCGUCUCUCGCUCUUCCAGACUUUCACAGCGGCGCCUUCCAGGUUCAUAUCCAAAGACACUCGUUUGUCUUUCGGAUACGUGACAGAAGACGAGAAUAUGUCGUUCGAACUCUCCUUGAAGAUGGACUUUGUUCGAUGUGACGUCAGAAGCGGGGAAAGUCAGAACCUUAUCUGCAGUUUCUCCGCUUCUGGCGUCACAUUGAGCAAAGUCUAUCAUGCAAAGUUCGACCGUGUGGAGACGGGUUUUAGUGAACCAAGACCACCUUUUGUGUCUGGAGUUCCGCUAAGAAAACAUCCUUCGCUCUCGCGACGUUUAGGACUCGAGUAUCCUUCAGAUACUCCUUUAAGCGUCCUCAGACUAUUAAGGACUAUUCGAGAGCGGGAUCUCUCGCCGUUUUCCAGAGGGGAUGAUGAUGUGUCGUCUCGUCUCUCGCUCUUCCAGACUUUCACAGCGGCGCCUUCCAGGUUCAUAUCCAAAGACACUCGUUUGUCUUUCGGAUACGUGACAGAAGACGAGAAUAUGUCGUUCGAACUCUCCUUGAAGAUGGAAGAGAAGAAGGAAGAAGAAGAAGAAGAAGAAGAAGAGAAGAAGAAGAAGAAGAAGCAGGUGGGGGAGGAGGAGAAGGAGUUACGAGUUAGAGCUGAAAAUCCCUUACAACUGGAGGCGUCUGAAAAAGGACCCACACUGAUUUUGGCGAAGCUCGAGGUGUCAGACGCAAGUUUUUUGAGACACGAAAUAAGCCGUUAA
Molecule: messenger RNA, 1587 nt
Organism: Macrobrachium nipponense
Lineage: Eukaryota; Metazoa; Arthropoda; Malacostraca; Decapoda; Palaemonidae
Product: actin-binding protein WASF2-like
Exons: 10
Coding region: 1-1587 (528 amino acids)
Source: RefSeq, a predicted model, not a curated record